CUCAGUUCAUAAAAACUGAAAUACAGUUUGAUUCGAGGAACUUUGAUGCUUUUUUCAUUUCAUUUGGAACCCUAAUCGUGCGUCUCAUUUCUGGUAAAUCCCAAUUCAAUCUCGAAAUUGCCAACGACGAUGGAGGAAGACAAACAAAAGCCCGAAGGGAAAUCAUCCCCAAUUGAAGAAGAAGAACCAAUUCGAGGAAAGGAUCCGGAAAUUGAGAAACCGAUAGAGGAGAAUACGGAGGCGCCGCCGAAGAAUACCGGAGGUUGGGGAUGGGGUUUUUCUGGCUUCUCUGUGCUCUCGGAUCUUCAGAAAGCUGCGGAAGAUAUAUCUCGUAAUGCUGCAGCAGUUGCAGAGAAGGCCGCGAAAAGCAUUGCGGAUAUGCAAGAAGCGGAUGAAGACUCGGAAUCUUCUGCCAAGGAAGAAGAGAAAACUGAAGAGCUUGAGACGGAGCAGGAUAGUGAUAAUGAGAAAGAGAAGUUGAAGAAGUCAGCUCUCCAAAAAUUGGACGGUGCAAGUGAAGAGUCGCUUCUUAGCCAGGGUCUGAAGGUUUUCGAUGAUUCAGUUGAGAGUUUCACUUCUGGAGCUUGGCUGGCAUUUGGAAAUGCGUUAAAAGGGGGAACCAAUCUGGUGCAAAAGCUUGAAAACAGUGUCCAGCAAGGUUCUUCGCCCAGGGAAGCUGGAUCUGGUGCACCGUCUCUAUUGGAGACGGGAAAAGCAUUAACUGCUAAAGGAAUGCAAGUUCUUGAAUUUGUGGGCAAGGAGACUAUGGAUUUAUUGAUUACAGAGACUGGUCUUGGAGUUGAGAAGAAUAGGGAGGAUCAAAUAAUUGAGGAAGUGACAUUUGAUCGAUGCUUUUACAUUUAUGGUGGUCCUGAGCAGCUUGAGGAAUUGGAAGCAUUGUCAAGCCACUAUACUCUGUUGUUCAACAGGAGAAAGGGGAAACUCUCACCAGAUGAGAAAUUAUUGUAUGACGGGAAGCUCAAGCACAUCCAGCAACUGUUCAGCUUCGCUGAUGAAAUGAGUGGAGGUAAAGCAGAGUCUGACAAAGGGAAGAAAAUAGAUAUCAAAACUGAAGGCAAUGAUGAUGACAUGAAGAAUCUGCAUAACUCGAGUGUCAGCAAAGCUGCUGAUAUGGCUACUGGGUUCACAAACGCUUUAGCGGGACUAAACGUUAACGAUAUGAUCCAGCGGACCGGUGGCAGGCUUGAAUCUCUUCACUCAGAAGGAGUUCAUAGACUUUCAGAGAUGUGCUGUUUUGCAGUCACUCAUCUGCUUAUUCUCGGUAAGUCCAUGAUAUCUCAUGCCAACAAAGUUCAGGAUGAAGACACUGAGUCGUUAAAAAUCGAGUGGCCUGAGGAUCCUACUGAAAAAGCUAAGCUGAUUAGAGGCAAGGCAGAAUCAAUGGCUGGAUAUGUCGAAGCAGUUUCCAACAGUUUUAUAACAGGUAUAUCAGAUGUAUCUGAAACAUAUGCAGCUGCGAUCAAAGGAGCUGCUGCUGAUGAUUCCAAAGAUGAGCUUCUGAAAACAUCAACCAUGGAAGAGAAAGCGAGCACUUUCAAUGGUAGUCUUCGCUCUGACCAAACCACAGCUAUCACAAAGAUCCAGGAAGGACUUCAGUACCUAUCCUAUGUCGUGAUAUCUACCUCAAUGCCCUCUGCCUGAUAUAAUAAGAGUCAGAUUGGUCUCAUUUGUAGUUUUCCUUUUCUAGACAUGGCUCGGAUUCCAUCUAGGUUUCUUUGUAGAUAUAUCUGCUUCUCUAGCUACAUCUAUGGUAAGUCUCUCCCACUUUAGCUCUGCUUCUCUGUUGUUUGGAUCUUGAAAGUUUUAUUAAAUCUAGAAACCAAAGAUUGAAAAGAAGGGAA
Eutrema salsugineum is the source of this 1862-nucleotide messenger RNA. RefSeq lists its product as uncharacterized. The record is from RefSeq and is a predicted model, not a curated record. The coding region runs from base 130 to 1662 and encodes 510 amino acids. The transcript has 9 exons. Lineage: Eukaryota; Viridiplantae; Streptophyta; Magnoliopsida; Brassicales; Brassicaceae.